Molecule: messenger RNA, 1701 nt
Organism: Acytostelium subglobosum LB1
Lineage: Eukaryota; Evosea; Eumycetozoa; Acytosteliales; Acytosteliaceae
Exons: 3
Coding region: 1-1701 (566 amino acids)
Source: RefSeq, a predicted model, not a curated record
AUGACGACAACUCAACAACAACAACAUAAUGAUAAUGAUAACAAACAAAUAGAAGAGGAGGAAGAAGGUCAAUGUUCAUCAGGUGACGAUGAUGCAGACACACUCCUCCCAAUCACACCCGAAGACAAUAACAUCAACAACAACAAUAACAAUAAUACGAGCAUGGAUAUGAUUGAUGAUUCAUUGUUCAAUGGUGAUGAAGAUGAUUAUGAGCAUCAACAAAUGACAAAGAAGAUUAGAUCGUUGAAUACAGAGAUACAAGAGUUGAGACAGAGGAUUGCAAUGUUGGAGAGGAAGUUGUCGACAAAGAAGAUUAGGUUCGAUGAUAGAUUGCCAUGGUUCGCAAUCAAUCAUUCAUUGUUUGACGAUAGCAAACGUUUGAUGAUGUUGGAGGACUAUAUCGUUCAGUUCUUCAAGACUAAUGCAUCGAGCUCAAGGGCAUUGGCAUCUCAAACACACAACAACUUGGUCUACUAUUAUAAUGAGAAUCUCACCAUCAAGAGGGACUGCGUGCCAGAGUUGCAGAGGGUUGGCACUUCCAUACCAUACAACUUUGAACGUCUGCCGCAAUACACCGUGGACAGACAGAGUCUCUAUGAAGAUGACAAUGCUACUGGCGACAAGAAGGACAAGAAGGAUACCAGAAGUUGCUUCAACUGUUCAGAGGCUCAUACAUUGAGUGAAUGUCCUUACUACAAGGAUUAUAGAAGGAUACGAGCGAAUAGACAGGAGUUCUUGGACUCAAGACCAGUAAUGAGUCGUUACUUUGUUGAUGGCGAGAACAAGGCUGCUGCUAUUGCAGCUGCCGCGGCAACUGUUAACAACAAUGAUGGUGAGAGUGGGCAAAGCUCUACAUCAUCAAACAAAGACACAUCUUCACAACAACAUCAACAUGAUGAAACAGACACUGGCAAUCGCAAUGGCAAUGGCACAGACACUGGCAAAGGCACUGAUAAUGACAAAGACAAUGGCACCACUGCACAAUCAUCACCAUCAAUAGACGACAAACAAACAGUUUCCACAUUCGAUAUUAUCAAGAAGAACAUUGCAACGACUACCACCUCUGCAUCAGGCGGUGGCUUUGACGACAGACACAUUGAGGACAACAUGGACUUUGUCAGGAUUGAAUCAAAUAAGGAAGGUGGUGACGAGGACGAUCCAAACAGACCUUAUUCACCAUCACAAUCAUUCAAUGAUGGAUCAUCAUCCUCAAGACAUCCAAACAACAACAUUCUACUCUCACAUGAUUAUCAACAAAAGGUAUCCAACUCAAUCAACACAUUCAUUCAAGCGCGUCAACAACCUCAUCAAUCUGCUGCUGCUUAUCCACAUGGCCAAUACCAACAUCAACAACAACAGUACUAUGGAUAUGGAUAUCAAUAUCCUCCUGCUCCACAACCACCAUCAGACUAUUAUCAAUCUCAUCAUUAUCAUCCAUAUCCACAGUAUCAACAACAACAACAUCAGCAGUAUUAUUAUGGACAGGAGUCAUCCUGGCAACCUCCACCUCCACCACCACAUGUCCGUUCACCUCCUCAAUACUCUGUAUCGAGCAAAUCCAACGUCGUAGUGCCACCUCCACCUCCACCUCCAUCCGCACAACCCCAACAACAACCUCCUCCAACUCAACCUGUCAAGUCGAUAAUUGGAGGCGAUGUCUGUGAGAUGGAGAUAGAAGAUGAAGAUGGCCAAAUCAGUUGA